Messenger RNA from Lithohypha guttulata, 1056 nucleotides. RefSeq lists its product as uncharacterized. The transcript has a single exon. Bases 1 to 1056 code for a protein of 351 amino acids. The record is from RefSeq and is a predicted model, not a curated record. Lineage: Eukaryota; Fungi; Ascomycota; Eurotiomycetes; Chaetothyriales; Trichomeriaceae.
AUGUCGUUGCCAGACGCGCUACUCGACAAAACCUGGUCCACCCAAUAUGUACCGCAACCUCGGGGACGCCUUGAUCCUUUGACUAUCUUGAUCAAGAACUUGGAAAACGGUGAGGUCACGUCUCGACAACUCAAGGUUUUGUCUGAAGAAUGCUUCGAUUAUGUUACUGCUCGAGGUCACGCCGAGCCAAAAGACGAACUGAAUGACCACAAUGAAAGGACCGGUCCUCUAAGAGAUUGCGAGAUUUCUGCAUUACACAGUCACAACUCUCCGGCGACUCACGACGUGCUCGGUUUUUUCAUCGAGUUGAAGUACCAGAAGACUACCUAUCAAGUAGCUCUGUUAUUGAACGACAGCACGACCCGACGUGGUUGUCCUUUUUACACAGUGUUGUCCAAAGGAGGUCAGCCUCAAAUCAAGAAGAUUAAAGACUGGCUAGACUUUAAGUUUGAUAUGCCUCUGGCUGAGAACCUCCAGCUGCCUCCCGAACUUCUCCUGCAAAUGUGUUCAAGGUAUUUGUCAACGUUGAGUUCGUGCUGGUCAGUAUAUACGGACCACACUGAUGCUCUACGACAAGCCACUCUAAAGCAGACAGUAGGUAGUCUGAAGUUGACUAUCACCUUUGCCACUGGACAAGACAACGAUAUCGCGUCGAAACUGAGAACGAUAGACCUCGAUAUUCCCUCAGAGACUGUGAACAGAUUUCUAGACAACGCACGAAGCAAGUCACGAGGGAAACCAGACAUAGGCAACGACUUUCUCCUUGAGCUAAUCGGAGCCGUGCAUGAAAAGACGGGAUUGAGGCUGCCCUUGAGCAUACCUACUGCAGGCUUACCCGAGACUACCACGACUACACUCAGCGGCCCACCACUCAAAGUCACGAAGAUCACCUGCUCAGCAUUUGCAAUUGGCACUGAAGGGAAGAUCAAGCUUGCUGCAAAGCCACUUGAGAACGCAGAGGUGAUAGGUUAUGACGAGAACAUAGUAAGAGCAGCGUACUCGGCAGUACUAGAUACUGUAAAGGAUGAGGCUGAGCGGAGAAGCUCGAAUGGUUAG